AUGCAGCAGCUGUCACCACCACCCGUCCUGCAGCAGCUGUCACCACCACUGCGCCUGCAGCAGCUCAAACCACCACCACCCCUGCAGCAGCUGUCACCACCACCGCCAAUGCAGCAGCUCAAACCACCACCACCCCUGCAGCAGCUGUCACCACCACCGCCAAUGCAGCAGCUCAAACCACCACCACCCCUGCAGCAGCUGGUACCACCACCGCCCCUGCAGCAGCUGUCACCACCACCACCCCUGCAGCAGCUGGUACCACCACCGCCCCUGCAGCAGCUGUCACCACCACCGGCCCUGCAGCAGCUCAAACCACCACCGCCCCUGCAGCAGCUGUCACCACCACCGGCCCUGCAGCAGCUCAAACCACCACCACCCCUGCAGCAGCUGGUACCACCACCUCCCCUGCAGCAGCUCAGCUGGUACCACCACCCGUCCUGCAGCAGCUGUCACCACCACCCGUCCUGCAGCAUCUGGUACCACCACCCGUCCUGCAGCAGCUGUCACCACCACCCGUCCUGCAGCAUCUGGUACCACCACCCGUCCAGCAGCAGCUGGUACCACCACCCGUCCUGCAGCAGCUGGUACCACCACCCGUCCUGCAGCAUCUGGUACCACCACCCGUCCUGCAGUAGCUGGUACCACCACCCGUCCUGCAGCAGCUGGUACCACCACCCGUCCAGCAGCAUCUGGUACCACCACCCGUCCUGCAGCAUCUGGUACCACCACCCGUCCUGCAGCAGCUGGUACCACCACCCGUCCUGCAGCAGCUGGUACCACCACCCGUCCUGCAGCAGCUGGUACCACCACCCGUCCUGCAGCAUCUGGUACCACCACCCGUCCAGCAGCAUCUGGUACCACCACCCGUCCUGCAGCAGCUGGUACCACCACCCGUCCUGCAGCAUCUGGUACCACCACCCGUCCUGCAGCAGCUGUCAGCACCACCGCCCCUGCAGCAGCUGUCACCACCACCACUCCUGCAGCAGCUGUCACCACCACAGCCCCUGCAGCAGCUGUGACCACUACCACCCUUGCAGCAGCUGUCACCACCACCGCCCCUGCAGCAGCUGUUACCACCACCGCCCCUGCAGCAGCUGCAGCUGGUACCACCACCACUCCAGCAGCUGUCACCACCACCACUCCUGCAGCAGCUGGUACCACCGCAGCUUCGGCAGCAACCACUUCCACUGCUGUCGCAUCAACUGA
This is a messenger RNA of Oncorhynchus nerka (sockeye salmon), 1206 nucleotides long. RefSeq lists its product as uncharacterized. Lineage: Eukaryota; Metazoa; Chordata; Actinopteri; Salmoniformes; Salmonidae. The coding region runs from base 1 to 1206 and encodes 401 amino acids. The record is from RefSeq and is a predicted model, not a curated record. The transcript has 3 exons.